AUGCUGAUCUGAUGCUGGUUCAGUACUUUUUCUUAUUGAGAAAAUGCAGAACUCGUACGUCCUGUGGCAGGAAAACAUCUGUUUCUUUCAUUUUGUGGGAAGGAGCCCAGCCAGAAGCCCGGGUUCUCUGUGCUUUGCUACGUUCACGACGACUCCGGCGGCAGAAUGGGCGACGUGGUCCCCGCCAACUGCUCCGCACGCAGCAGGGCGGUGGAGGUGUCGGUGGCCACGCUGCUGGCGCUGGAGUGCAUCCUGGGCCUUCUGGGCAACGUCGUGGCGCUGUGGACCUUCUUCUUCCGCCUGAAGGUGUGGAAGCCCUACGCCGUCUACCUGCUGCACCUGGUCGUGGCCGACCUCCUGCUGACCUUCUGCUUGCCCUUCCACGCCGCCUUCUAUCUGAGACGCAAGACGUGGAGCUUUGGGCACGUGUCUUGCCAGACCCUGCACUUCCUGCAGGUCCUCAGCCGCGGGGUGGGCAUCGCCUUCCUCACGGCCGUGGCUUUAGACCGGUACUUCCGAGUGGUCCACCCUCGGCUGAAGGUCAACCUCCUGUCCUGCCGGGCCGCCUGGGGGGUGUCAGGCUUCAUCUGGCUGCUGCUGCUCGGCCUCACCCACCAGAGCCUGUUCGUCUCGGAGGCCACCUGCCCCAACCCGGACCCCGGGGUGGACCUCUCCUUCAGCAUUGUUUGGCAGGAAGCACUGUUCUUCCUGCAGUUUAUCUUUCCCUUCGGGCUCCUCCUGUUCUGCAACGCCAGGAUCAUCAGGACCCUCCAGAAGCGCCUGCGAGACCCGGACAAACAGCCCAAGCUGCAGAGAGCCCGGGCGCUGGUGACUGUGGUCGUGGUCCUGUUCGCUGUGUGCUUUUUGCCCAGCUUCCUGGCGCGGAUCUUGAUGGCCAUCUUCCAGGGGGCCGGCGGCUGCAGGGCCCUGGGGCCGAUGGUGCACGUGUCCGACGUGGCCAGCAGCCUCACCUACCUGCAGAGCGUCCUGAACCCGGUGCUAUACUGCUUCUCCAACCCCGCGUUCAGACACUCCUACCGCAAGGUCUUCAACACGCUCAGAGGCCGGGGGAGGGACACCGAGGCCCCAGGGGACAUCAGAGACUCCUACUCCUGAGGCCUUCGGGGCCCCGGAGCACAGGAAGGGCCGGGAGCUGAGCGCUAGCAAGCGCCCCCGAGGGUCGCGGGGGGAGGACACUCCAGGGCUGCGCCACCCGGAUCAGGACCCACACCUGGGCACCCCUGCGGCAAAGAUGGUCUGCAGAUUUCCUUCAGCUGCUCUAUGGGAUCGGACAGCAGAUGAGAUUAGCAACAGAGCCCCCUCCUCACCCACGACCAUGCAGGCUGAACGGCUGACCUAGAAGCAGGCAGCUACUGACCCCCCUCACCCCAGAAGGAUGGUGACCUCAUGGGCCCGUCAGUCCGGGAGGUGAAGGCUGAGAGGGGCACUGCACUGCUCUCGCUGUCUGGUCGUGGUGAGCCGUCUGCUUUCACUCUGCUUCAGCUGGCAAAUGCGGAAAGUCUGCUUUCUCCCCACCUGCUGCGCAGACUUGUGAUCACCAACCUGGGAAAGCGGGCAUGGGGGGCUGCAAGGCAGGUUCUGCGGGGGGUGCCUUAUUGUGUGCCAUGCUCUGCUCUGUCUGCGACACAGUGCUUUCCAGUUUAUACAAUCCUGCGUCAUUUGCAUAGAUGAUACCUUCCGUCAAAGACAACAGAGUUCUCUAGUUUAUUAUAAGAAACACAUUCCUUCUAAAUUUCUCAAAAUUGCCUCCAGAAUUUCUUCCUCAGGUGUGAAUGUCUAAAUGCUUUUGAAACUCAUUUUGCUUUCCUGCUCUGAGAAGUCACUGUAGUGAAUGCCUCGUGGAGAAAUGCACCGUGCAAGGCACCAAGCUGCGUGUGAGUCGGUGGUUUCCCCUGACACUGGAGCCUAACUGGAACAGAGGGGCCCCUGGGGACCUGCUCAGCCUGGUGGGCAGAGAGUGGGGGAGCACUCAGAGCCUGUGCGCCCCCUGGAGCCCAGCCCCAGCUCCCCUGCAUGGUCUUAAAUUAUGUCCCACAUCUGGAGCUCAUUAUGGUGACAACAGAGUUUGGAAGACCCCUUCCUGAUGCCCUUGUCUCAUCCUCUGUUCAACGCUGGUGCUAUGGUCUCCAAAAGGGACUCCCCAAAAUGCUCAAUGAGGCACAGGGUCUGCUUUGUGAGGAGGUGCACACCUGUCGCGUUACCCGUAGCUGCACCUGCUGUGCCCACACGGACAGACUGCUGCUUUUCCCAGGGCUGCCCCAUGCUCUCUGUAAUAUUUAGGGUUAAAAAUGGUGACAUUAGGCAACAGGAAAUGGCAAUACUACCUCCAGGAUCUGUUUGCCUAGCAGGUAGGCUCCUUCUGAGAGCCAAAUUUAAAAUGUGUGUUCCUAUUACGAUGCUCUGCCUAACAAAGUCCUCUGAGGAUCAAAAAUGCUCUCAGUGAUGGUGUGCUACCUUUUGCAGGGCUUUUGUCCUCUCAAGCGAGUGGAAUUGCAGGGGCCUGGAAGGGAGAUGUGACCAGAUGAUAAUGUGAGAGGUCUGAAUAAAAUUCUCUGCUGUGAACACAUUCUA
Molecule: messenger RNA, 2592 nt
Organism: Canis lupus familiaris (dog)
Lineage: Eukaryota; Metazoa; Chordata; Mammalia; Carnivora; Canidae
Gene: GPR31
Product: G protein-coupled receptor 31
Exons: 1
Coding region: 166-1116 (316 amino acids)
Biological process (GO): G protein-coupled receptor signaling pathway
Cellular component (GO): membrane
Molecular function (GO): G protein-coupled receptor activity
Source: RefSeq, a predicted model, not a curated record